This is a messenger RNA of Nanorana parkeri, 1750 nucleotides long. RefSeq names its product UDP-N-acetylglucosamine pyrophosphorylase 1 like 1 (gene UAP1L1). Bases 187 to 1692 code for a protein of 501 amino acids. Lineage: Eukaryota; Metazoa; Chordata; Amphibia; Anura; Dicroglossidae. Gene Ontology annotation, biological process: UDP-N-acetylglucosamine biosynthetic process. Gene Ontology annotation, molecular function: UDP-N-acetylglucosamine diphosphorylase activity. The record is from RefSeq and is a predicted model, not a curated record. The transcript is spliced from 9 exons.
UCCAGCAGUCACGCGCUCAUUCCCGCCCCCUCUGUCCAUAUACCUCUGGAGCAGCAUCGAGCUCCAGUCUCCAUAGUUACACCAGAGCGGAGGAUCCCGGAGCUCCCCUGGUUACCCUGGCAACGGAGGCGCCUGCAUCGGCUCCCAUAUCAAGGAAGAGGUCCCGGUUUCCAUAGCAACAGGGGGAUGGAGUCUGAGCUGAAGAUAGAGCGGCGGCGGAUACAGGAGGCCGGCCAGGAGCAGUUGCUCCGCUUCUGGGAUGAGCUGACAGCCGUCCAGAGGGAUUCUCUGUUGGGGGAGCUACGGCUCCUGGAGCCCCGGGAGCUGAGGGAGCACUGCCACCGGGCACGGGAGGCCUAUGUCCGGGAGAAGAGCUGUCCGCAGCGCCUGGAUGACAGGAUGUGCCCGGUGCCGGCAGAGUUCCUGGGCAGCGUGAAGAGGAGCGACCAGGGGCAGCUGCGAGCCUGGGAGGAGGAAGGUUUACAUCAAAUAGCCCAGAAUAAGGUGGCGGUCUUGCUGCUUGCAGGGGGCCAAGGUACACGUCUUGGUGUGACGUACCCCAAAGGAAUGUAUAGCGUCAGCUUGCCCAGCGGUAAAACUUUGUACCAGAUCCAGGCCGAGAGGAUCAUCCGACUGCAGCAACUGGCUGGAGAGAAACAUGGUACUAAAUGCUCUGUGCCGUGGUACAUCAUGACAAGCGAGUUCACCUUGAACCCCACACAGACCUUUUUCGAGGAAAACAACUACUUUGGCGUGCAGCGGUCAGAUGUGGUCAUAUUUGAGCAGAGGAUGCUGCCCGCUGUUGACUUUGAUGGAAAAGCUAUUUUAGAACGCAAGGACAAGGUGGCAAUGGCUCCAGAUGGCAAUGGAGGACUGUAUAAAGCGCUAGCCGACAACCACAUUCUGGAGGACAUGGAGGCACGAGGCAUUAUGUACAUCCAUGUGUACUGUGUGGACAACAUUCUGGUGAAGAUGGCCGAUCCUGUCUUUGUGGGCUUCUGCGUGUCCAAAAGUGCUGAUUGCGGGGCUAAGGUGGUGGAGAAGGCUUACCCAGCAGAGCCUGUAGGGGUGGUGUGCCAAGUCGAUGGCGUCUAUCAGGUGGUGGAAUAUAGUGAGAUUAAUCCAAACACCGCCGAGAAACGGAACCCUAAUGGCAGCCUGACAUACAACGCUGGAAACAUCUGCAAUCAUUUCUUUACCCUGGAUUUCCUUAAAAGUGUGGCCGGGACACUGGAGUCACGCCUGGAAUACCACGUCGCCAUAAAAAAAGUACCAUAUGUGGACAAUGAGGGAAACUUGGUGAAACCAGUACAACCCAAUGGAAUUAAAAUGGAGAAGUUUGUGUUUGACGUCUUCCAGUUUGCCAAAAACUUUGUGGCAUUUGAAGUUAUCAGGGAGGAAGAGUUCUCUCCUCUGAAGAACGCAGACAAAGCUGACAAGGACACCCCGACUACAGCAAGGCGUUCGCUCCUGUGGCAGCAUUUCCGCUGGGCAGUGAAAGCUGGGGCCAAGUUUAUAGAUGCCAAGGGCCACCUACUAGAAGAAAGUUCCAGCAGAAACCCAGAACUAGAGGACCCGCCAGUGCUAUGUGAGAUUUCUCCAUUGAUCUCUUACUUUGGUGAGGACUUAGACUUGCACCUGAAUAAUAAGGACAUCUCAUCUCCCUACAUACUGGAUAGCCAGAGGUUGUAGAUGGAAUUGUAAGCUGGAUCCAUAAAAGAAGGAAAUCUACAGAAUGGAAUAUUCUUUG